AUGGCGGAUAAAGAUCAUCAACUCAGCGCUCUCGAAGUCGGCGAAUUAGAUAUGUUUGUAGAUAGCAUGGAACCCACACGACUCGAAAUGAUUGGAAGCCAGGUGUGGGUAGACUGGCAUAUAAGGCUGCAAAAACUGAACCAGCAAGCUGUUUUAGAAGCAUCCUCUAUGCAAGAGGAGCUUACUAAAGAAACUCUUAUUUCUUGUGGAAAGCUUCCAGUCCUUGUUUACGAAGCAAUAUGUAUUCAAGUCUGGCGUUUGAAGAUCUACCCUCAGAUUAUGAAGCUGCAGCCAUCACCUACUAAUACUUUUGGUAUUUACAUGGUGCUGUACCACGAAGCAGUAGCCGUGGGGCUCCUGGAGACGGUGCUGUUCCACGAGGACGGCGCGCAGUGCAUCAGCGACGUGGCAGUGGAUCUGCUGGACUACGCCGUUGAACAACUCACUGCGUUGCUGGCUUUGCUCAAUAACGAUUACUUGAACAACAUCGAGCCGACACUAACAGAGUCCGCCACAGAUGAAUUGGAGCGGCAGAAGAAGAGUCUUCAGUUUGAUAUCAGCAUGAGAUGCAUCUCCAUCGUACGCUAUAUGGCCGAGCAUAUGGAAGUAGCCGGCGUGGGCGCAUCGCUCGCCACCAACCUGUUCAAGAUAAGCGACGUGCCGUCUCUAUUGGCUCAUCUGAUCGAGUUACAGCCGUGGAAGAGGAUGAAUGACAAGGGUGAUAUGGAGGUCUUCAAUUACGGUCGCUGGUGCAGGGCCAGCGAUGAAGACCUCCAGCAGAUGCACCGCAGCGAAGCUCAGCUGUGGCUGUGUCUUCGUCAAUUGUUGUUAGAGCCGCGACUAGCGCAUUAUUACGUCAUCGACGAUUGUCGCAGGAGUGCUUUCUGUAGGAUUCAAGGGAAAAUAACUGAUGAGAUACUGGACCAAGUCCCUCCUCUGGGCGACCUGAAGAACUUCCUGUGCCGAUUGUCCGUGGGAGACUAUUCGGGGCUCCACAACCGCACCAACGGGGCCAAGAACCCUGGGUGCGCUCUCAUUGAACUGGUGCCUCAGAUAAAAAACGCGUACAUGAAGCAAGUCCACAAACGCACCAAAGUCAUCGCCAAAGCUCAACUGAGCUGUUUCGAGAUGGACGGCUCCGAAGACUCCAGAAUCAUGGCGAAGAAGCUUCUAGAGUCUUACACGAGCGACGCGGCCCUCGCCAUGGACAGCGGCGGCGCCAAGUGCGCGAAAUGCGGCGACAAGGCCAGCAAGAAAUGUUCCAGAUGCAAAAACGAAUGGUACUGCGGUAGGGAGUGUCAGGUGCAACAAUGGCCGAAGCACAAGGACAUCUGCGAUCAGUUCGCCAGUCUUAUGGUUUAAGUUUUUGGUUUCUUGAUGCCGACCCGAAUAAGGGGAUUUAGAGAAUAUUAAAUUUUGUUUAGUUUUUGUUGUAG
Messenger RNA from Amyelois transitella, 1436 nucleotides. RefSeq names its product zinc finger MYND domain-containing protein 10 (gene Zmynd10). Gene Ontology annotation, cellular component: centriolar satellite; cytoplasm. The coding region runs from base 1 to 1362 and encodes 453 amino acids. The record is from RefSeq and is a predicted model, not a curated record. The transcript has 10 exons. Gene Ontology annotation, biological process: outer dynein arm assembly; inner dynein arm assembly; motile cilium assembly. Lineage: Eukaryota; Metazoa; Arthropoda; Insecta; Lepidoptera; Pyralidae.